This is a messenger RNA of Hyaloscypha bicolor E, 1554 nucleotides long. RefSeq names its product peptidase M18, aminopeptidase I. Lineage: Eukaryota; Fungi; Ascomycota; Leotiomycetes; Helotiales; Hyaloscyphaceae. The transcript is spliced from 2 exons. The coding region runs from base 1 to 1554 and encodes 517 amino acids. Gene Ontology annotation, biological process: proteolysis. Gene Ontology annotation, molecular function: zinc ion binding; metalloaminopeptidase activity. The record is from RefSeq and is a predicted model, not a curated record. Gene Ontology annotation, cellular component: fungal-type vacuole.
AUGGCUUCGAAGGACAUCAGUGCGGCACUUGCAAAGGUACACGACUUCAUCGAUUUCGUCAACGCUUCGCCAACUCCUUACCAUGCCGUUGACUCUGCCGUCCAGCGACUGACAAAGGCCGGAUUCCAAGAGAUUAAAGAGCGAGACAGCUGGUCCUCGACUCUCCAGCCUGGCGGCAAAUACUACCUUACACGAAACGGCUCCUCAAUCGUCGCGUUCGGUAUUGGCAAGAAAUGGAAGGCGGGGAACCCGAUCGCCAUGGUGGGGGCACAUACAGACUCAUGCUGCCUCCGCUUGAAGCCAGUGAGCAAGAAGAGCGGUCAUGGAUUCAUGCAAGUCGGUGUGGAGACAUAUGGUGGAGGGAAAUGGCAUACUUGGUUUGAUCGAGAUCUUAGUAUUGCUGGCAGAGCUAUGGUCAGGGAUGGGAAGGGCAACUACAUUCAGAAGCUCGUGAAGGUGGACCGGCCGAUUUUGAGGAUCCCCACCCUUGCAAUCCACCUUGAUCGCGAGACGAACUUUAAUCCGAAUAAGGAGACGGAGCUCUUUCCAAUUGCUGGUCUUGUUGAGGCGGAGUUGAAUCGGGCGGGCAAGAAGGGUGAAAAAAAAGCUGAAGAUGAGAAGACAUCCGCGUUGGAAAAGGAAGAAGAGGACUUUCAACCUCUCCAGACUAUGUCUGAACGCCAUCACCCUUAUAUUGUCAAACUCAUUGCCGAGCAUGCGGGGGCAGAAGUUGAAGACUUGGUUGAUUUUGAGAUCGUUUUAUAUGAUACCCAAAAAGCAUGCCUCGGCGGCCUCAACAACGAGCUCAUCUUCUCUGCGCGGUUGGACAAUUUAGGGAUGACCUACUGCGCUGUCGAAGGAAUCAUAGAAUCUCUCUCAUCAUCGUCGGCUCUCGAAAAUGAGUCCAGCAUUCGUCUCAUUACCUGCUUCGACCACGAGGAAAUUGGAAGUACUUCAGCUCAGGGCGCUGCUUCGAAUCUACUUCCAGCAGUCCUUCGUCGUCUCUCAGUGCUUCCUGCUCACCAUGACACUGCAUCAGAUAAUUCGUACGUAAAGGUUCCCAGAGAGGCAGAGCUCGAUAUCUCUACCGCGUAUGAACAGACUCUGUCCACUUCAUUCUUGGUUUCUGCAGACAUGGCUCACUCGGUCAAUCCCAACUAUGCAUCUAAAUACGAAUCAGAUCACCGACCACAGAUGAACAAAGGCACAGUCAUCAAGGUCAAUGCCAAUCAACGUUAUGCUACGAACUCUCCUGGCAUUGUUCUGUUACAGGAGGUCGCGCGAAGAGCAAAGCCAAGCCAAGACUCGACAACGUCAGCUGGCGUGCCUCUUCAACUCUUUGUUGUCCGCAACGACUCCAGCUGUGGAAGCACCAUUGGCCCCAUGCUAUCUGCAGCGCUUGGAACACGUACCAUCGAUGUCGGCAACGCUCAGCUUUCUAUGCAUAGCAUUCGAGAAACUGGAGGCACGUAUGAUGUGGAGCAUGGAGUUAGGUUGUUCGAGUCCUUUUUCGAGCACUACACGGAUCUGGAGGCUAAGAUCCUUGUCGACUGA